Molecule: messenger RNA, 3461 nt
Organism: Synchiropus splendidus (mandarinfish)
Lineage: Eukaryota; Metazoa; Chordata; Actinopteri; Syngnathiformes; Callionymidae
Gene: tmem198aa
Product: transmembrane protein 198a
Exons: 7
Coding region: 463-1617 (384 amino acids)
Biological process (GO): positive regulation of canonical Wnt signaling pathway
Cellular component (GO): plasma membrane; cytoplasmic vesicle
Source: RefSeq, a predicted model, not a curated record
GCGGCUGCUCCCCCCCUCCGGGGCUGCGGGAAUGGUUUAGUCCAGCAUCCACAACCAGACUCGGAACACAAAGAGCAGCGAGUCGUCAGGAGGAUGCGAGCAUGAUGUAAACAUGGGACCAAACCAGUAAAAAAAAAACAUCCAUAGCUUCCUUUCCGUUGGAUUUGAUGGUUAAGGCAGCACCUGUGCUCGGACCCGCUGACGAGAGGCUGAAACCGGAGUUGCGACUUGUUUCAUUGUCGCGAUGUGGCCUCUCUUAAACUGACUGAGUGGAUAUUGUUGUUGCUCUUAUUGAUUUUUCUCAUGUACUAGUGGGUCACAAAGGAGCAGCGCCGCGAGUAUGAAGCGUUUUGGAGGUGGACGCGUCUUGAUGGCUCUCUGAGAAAGCAGCCGCCACUUGACCCCUUCCUCCCUCACCUCCUCUCUCCGCUGAACAGCUAGCUCACCACGCCUCAGACAAAAAUGGCCUCCACCAGUCCUCUGCUGGGUUUCACCGAGCUGGGACUCAAGUGUGACCAGGAGAUCGAGAGGAGAUACGAGAUAGUUCCAUCCGUGGUCUGCUCCAUGUGCUGCCUCUUUGGGAUCAUCUACUGCUUUUUUGGCUACAGAUGCUUCAAGGCUGUGCUGUUCCUGACCGGCCUCAUGUUCGGCUCAGUGGUCAUCUUCAUGCUCUGCUACAAGGAGAGAGUGAUGGACACCCAGUUAAGCAUCGAGGCCUCAGUGGGCAUCGGCCUCGGGAUCGGGACCUUGUGCGGCCUGGUGACCAUGCUAGUGCGCAGCGUCGGACUGUUCAUGGUCGGCCUGCUGCUGGGUCUGCUGGUGGGCGUGGCUUCACUGGUGGCCAUGGAGGAGUUCUACCACCCGAAGACAGUCUGGGUUCCUCUGGGUAUUCUCCUUGGUUCCGGCACAUUGUUUGCAGUAUUGACCCUUCAGUGGCAACGCUGCUUUGUCACGUUGUCCACCGCCACCUUCGGGUCGGCCAUCAUCACCAUCACUGUGGACUACUUCAUUGAACUCUUUGCCCUGGUGCACUACGUGUAUGAGAGACUCAGGGUGGCACCAAAGAAGCCCGUGUGCUGGUUCACCUGGGUCAUCUUGGGAGUGUGGCCCGUCCUGGCUCUGCUGGGCGUUCUGAUUCAGUGGAAGGUGACCGCCGAGGGAUUUUCUCACACAGAAGUGGUCCUAAGUCGGCAGCAGCGGAGAGUCCAGCUCAUGCGGAUCCGACAGCGAGAGGAGCGGCUGAAGAAGGAGAAAGAGAACAAGAAGAAGAAGAAGCGGCAGGCGCAGAAGGCCACCGUCAAGCAGAAGACGCACAACCACCACCCGCAGUACCACCACCCGGGAACCUCCCAUCACCAGACUCAGAGCUCUCAGCCACCCAAAGUCCCUCCGCCGCAGACGGAGCCCGGCUACCAUCGCAAAGCCAACCCCAAAAGACGCUUCGACGGAGACGUGCUGUCGCCGAGCUAUAUCAGGAGCUUCAGGGACAGACAGACGGACAGACGGGCGUACUCGCACAGCCGGAUGAUGAGCCGGUCCAGGAUGGCCGAACUGGACUACGACUGCGGCUCCCAGGUCCCCCUCACCGCCCCCACCGGGCCCCCGGUUCACAUCUGAGGUGCUGCAAUGCAGAGAUUCCAAAAUUGAGAUUGGAAAAUCACAAAAGCCGCUUCUUGGCUUCCGCCAGAGUUGGAGGACAGAAACUUCACCGUGCCAACGUCAGUAAAGUAAGUUGAACUGCCCGACAGACCCGACCCGCGCUGAGCCGGACGGACGGACGGACGGACGACACACCUGCAUGCCGACCUGCUCGCUUCCUCACCUCUGCCACCGUAAAGAAACUCUGGAAAUAACGACAGCUCUCGCUUCACUGCUGAUGGAGAUGAAGCUCAUUCAUUAUGACUCACAUUCCUUUUUAUGACUGAGCCAAAUCGCGGACAAACCUUUAACAGACUCUGAAGGCAGUUCAUGAUUGAAGGUCUCUGCUCAGAGACACAAAAUCAUCUUUCCUGAGGUGACUGCUUUAAAGCGAGCUGCUGGCUUGUAACCGUGGAAAUUCUGGGCUUGAAUUUUGUCAUGGAAACAAAAACAGUUCCUCAUUCGCGCACUCACUUUUCUUCAUUCAAUAUUCUGUUUGCACACACAAGAACAACACUAGAAUUAAUUUAUGAAAAUGUUUAAAAAGUUGCUACAUUAUUAGCACACAUGCUAAACUCAAGGUCUCAUUUCUGUGAGUUUAAAAUGGUUCAAUUAAAAUCAAGUUAUAGAAAUAUAUUUAUACCAUACCAACGACGAGUCCUUUGUGAGGCCAAGCAGCCGUUGAUGGUGAAAGUGUUUUGACAGCUAGUUGGCAGAUAAGUGAAUAAUAAUAAUCCAGAAUGCCCUUUAGGGGGCGUAUUUUCAUAUCCUAGAAUUAUGAACUCUUUUCCUCCACGAAAAUGGCCUUUAAAUUCAAUGACAUGGAUGGUAGAAUUAACUCCUGAACAGUUUAACGCAGGCUAAAAUACAAAAUAGUUUUGACCCAAACCAGAUUGUAUUGAAACUGUCAACUCAGUACAUUAAUAAUACACAUAUUUUGUUAUCAAAUUAAUCUAAAUUAAUUUGACUCUCAAGUUGCCGGGCGUCAACAUUAAAUAUUAACAUAUUUUGACUUCAAAUUUAGAUUAUUCUGGCUCACAGCAGCUCGCCUUAAAAGCAGCCUCCCAGGAGUUUGUUGGAUAGCCAUUGAGAUCCCACGCUGGUUUGUAAUGUAUUAUAUGUGAAGGACUUCUUUCUGUUAUUGUGUUGUAAAAUAUUCCACUGGGUUGUAUCAAGAGUUUACAAGGACACUGAGGGAAGCGUGUGCAACAGCGCCCUCUGUUGUUUACAACCGGUCAAGACGCGUACAAUCGCUUUUUAUUUCAUUUUAAAAUGGAGCUUAAAACGAGGGAUCAUACAAACUGAAGUGCUACUGAACCAACUGUGAAGGCCUUUGCAGUUUUAUUUUUGUUGCAUGAGUGUUUAAUCGUCUGUCUGUGUCUCUUUAAAUCUUUCAGGUGAAUGAAAAGCAGCUAUGAUUUGCAGGACUCUCAACUAACAACAAAGUUAUUUUUUAUUUUAUUUUGUACAGUCAGACAUUUGUGAACGCCCUUGUUUUUCCUUUCAUGGAUGGAAUAUUGUAGAUACUGAUCUGUAAAUAAUUUUUAAAUGUACAAACGUCUGACUCAUGUUAAUACCUGUUGUAAUUUAUCCUGUUGUUUUCUAAUCUUAUUAACUGUUUUCUAUUGUGUGUCCAACCGAGCCUGUGAAUCAUGAUCGAUCAAUAUUGUCGUUGAUCCUCGUCCAUCUCGCUGCCGUCCUGUUUACAUUUCUAAACAUCACUGUGUAUUAUUAGUGUUAUGAUUACUGUCAUUGUUCAGCAUGGAGUUGUAUGGACCUAAACUAUGAUAAAGUCUGUGAUUCUCUCGAUUUAUUGUGAGUCU